AUGUCUGAAGACCAGAAUCAAAACAAGGAGCUUCUGUCUGAAGCAACUGCUCAACCUGAACUGGCAUUGAUCAGCGAGGCUGGUCAGAUAAAUACUGAACAAUCUGACAGCCAAAUCCAGCAGCAGCAACAACAACAACCACAACAAAAACAAGAAGAAGAGCAACAACAACAACAACAACAACAACAACAACAACAACCACAACCACAACCAGAAGUAGAGCAACAACAAGAGGAAGAGGAAGUGCAAGAAGGGUUGCAUGUGUCUUCUCUUGCCAACAGUGAAAUGAAAGAAAUUUCCAUCAAUCAUGAUGUUUCUGUUGAUAUUGAUAAUACUUCUGAGGAAGUAGAAGUUAUGCCACUUUCAAUAACAGUGCAGCAAAUAUCGUCAUUCUUAGACUUACCGAUUGAAGAAGUAUCCAAAUUAGAUAAAAAAAUUGUGGACGCGCUUUCUUUGAAACUUGUAACAUUUGAAACAUUACAGUCUGAGAAAACUCUUUUAAGUGCUCAAUGUAAUCAAUCGGGAAGGGGUUUUCAAAAGAAGAUUGAGAACUUGGUCAACAACAACAAUGAUUUGGCUUCUCUUAAUGAUAAAUUGAAAAAUGACAAUAAUGACUUGGAUAACUCAAAUAAUCAAUUGAAUAAAAAAGUCAUUGAUUUAAACUUUGAAAUAUCCAAGUUGAAAAAUGAUGUUUCCAGUUUGAACUCCUCAAUAAAUAAUAAUACUGAAUCAUCGAAGGCGAAGUUGCAUAUUCUAACUAAAAUCAACGAAGACAAUUCUUUAUUAAAGUCGGAUAUUAAUGAGUUGAGGGAAACCAACGUUCAGCUAAGAUCACAAUUGAUUUCUAAUGAAAAUACAAUUCAAAACUUGAAGAUUGAGAACGGCAAUUUGGUUUUGAAAAGUGAGGAAGCUGUCAACAAAUCAGUGUUAUUGGAAAAGAAUUUGGAAUGGUACAAAAGUGAAUUGGAAGGAAGGAUUCAAGAAUUGAGAAAACACAAAUCUAGUUCUCUGGCCCAAAUUGUGAAGUACCAGUCAAAGUAUGAUGAAACAAAGAGUGAAAUUGAUUUGUUGAAAUCUCAUUUGGAGUCACUUAAGGAAAAUAACUCCUCAAUACAAAAGAAGUAUGAACAAGCAGUGUUCAAGUUUGAUGAGGUUAAUAAUCAAAUGAACAUCGAUUCAGAGAACUUUUUUAAUGAAAUAAAUUCUAAGGACAAAUUGAUCGAGUUGCUAAAGAACUCAAACGAGGCGCUUAAAGAAAGAAUUGAAGGCUUAAAUGAGGAACACGAGAAAGAAUCAACAUUGCUAGCGCAAAAGGUGUCUAGUCUUCAAGAGAAGCUUAAGUCACAAACUAAACUCCUUGACGUCAAAGAAUCAAAGAUUCAUGAACUUGAAAAUACUUUGGAUGAAUUGACUAAUGAUGGUAAUGCUGACGCAGACGGCCACUCUCUUAGCCUCAACCUUUCCGCAAAACAAUUGGCUACGAAAGUAAAAGGGUUAUCAUUAUCUGAAUUAUAUUCCGAGUAUUCUCUUCUUAAGAAGAAGUUAGUUGCUGAAAGAAGGUUGAAAGAAAUGAUGCAACAACAAAUUGACAAUUUUGUCGUUGAAUUAGAGCAGAAAAUCCCAUUAGUUGAGGCUACCAAGAACAAGAAUAGAUUUUUAGAAAAUGAAUUGGUUUCUGUGUCGAGAAUCUUGGAAGAUGAAUCUUAUAACAGAAAACAAUUAAAUAAGAAAGUUGAAAACCUUCAGCAAGAAAAGAAUAAAUUGAACUUGACGAUCUCAUCAUUGUUGAAAAUUAAAUUUGAUUUAUCUAAACAAGUCCAAUAUUUGCUUAUUCAAUUAACCUUGGCAAAUGAUAACGUUGCUGAACCGCUCACAGAUUAUGAGAGAGCUGAAGUUGAAAGAAUCUUGAAUGAUAAUCGUGUAUCUGAAAAGUACCUUCAGCAAAUUCAACAUGAAGUUCAACAGAGUACUGGCUCAAUGAUAGAAUCAGAUACAGACCAGUUGAUUUCUUCGAGAUUAAUAACUUUCAAAAAUAUCCAUGAACUACAAAUCAAAAAUACUGAAUUGAUCAAUGUUGUUAGAACUUUGGGCAGCAAGUUGGAAUCUGAAGAAUUACAAAAGCAAAGACAUUUGACAGAAGUUGAGAGUUCCACUAUUGAAGAGGCCAAAGAAGCUAUUAAGACUCUUCAGGAAGAUGUUAAUUUAUUAGAAUUAAGAUUGAGUUCCUCUGAACAUGAAAAGAAUCUUUAUAAGAAUAUGGUAGCCGAUAAACAGCCAAAUAGUAGUGCUCUAUUGUUAGAAAAUGGUGAAAUAAACCACGCAGUCAUAAAUAAUGAUUCUGAAUUGAUUCAAACUAACAAAAGACUCGAAAAGGAGAAUCAAUCAUUGGAGAAUGAAUUGAUUACCGUCAAGACAGAAACUAAGAAAAUCAUUGAAGACCUAAACCUCAAGAUUGAAAACUUUAGAUCAGAGAAAUACGCAUUGUUGGUUGAAGUAUCUCAGUUGAAGUCAUCAGAAACUAUUUUACAAUACCGUUACAAAAAUGUCUCUGAUGAUCUCGAGUACAAAUCUCAAGAGGUUGAAAAAUUGAAAAAUUUGAACAAACAAUUGACUGAUACUUUGAAUAAACAGGAUUCCAGAACUUCACAAUUUGCAAAUGAUUUAUUUGCUGUUAGAGCAGAAUUGGACAUCUCAAAGAAUGAGGUUCGUAACUUGACUACUGAGAAAUUGUUGAUUGAGUCUGUCAAGGAUAGAGUUGUCAAAGAGAGUGAAGAAAUGAAAUUGGAGAAGCAGAAUUUGAACAAGUUCAUUGAAAAAUUGCAGCAAAUUAAUCUCGGCAGAGAAACUGAUUUCAAGAUAACCAAUGAAAGAUUGUUAGAACAGGUUAGAAAGUAUGAAGAACAGUUACAAACAAAUAUUGAUAAGAUUGGUAAACUUGAAGAACAAAUCAAACACAGUGAGUUGAACCAACGCAAGGAGACUAAAUCAUACCAAGAAAGGAUUGAUAGUUUGAAUGCGCAAUUAUUUAAAACCAAGGAUUCAUUGAAUGUUAAGGAUGCUGAAUCGGAAGUCUACAAGAACAAGGUCGACUUAUUGGAGAAGCAAAUUAUCUCAUCAAAGACGUACAUCGAUACUAUUUCUAAAUCUCGUGUUGUUGGACAAGAUAAGGAAGAUAUAUCUGAAGAAGAUAAUUUGAAGGAACAGAUCAAUGAAUUGCAAAAAGAAUUGGCUGAUGCCAAGGAAGAUUUCUUGAGUGCUAAUAAUGAUAUUGAGCAUUUCAAGACUAUUGCAAAUGCUGCUGAAAAGUCCCUUGCUAGCUUGAAUCAAACUUUUGCAGACUACAAGAAGCAAUCUGAGGCAGCUGUUAGUGAUUACAAAACUAAUAUUGAGGAGUUGGGUCAACAAAUCGAAAAAUUAAAUGGUGAGAAGAGUGUUUUGGAAAGCAAGUUGAAAGAUUACGAAAAUUCUCAAACACAAUUGAAACACAUCAUAUCAACUUUGGAAUCUAAAGUUAAAACCACAGAUAAAAUCAAGAGUGAAUUUGAUGUUAAAAUUGAUGAAGUUAAGAAAGACUUGUGUAGACAUGUUAAGUUGGAAAAUGAGCAAAAGGCAAACUAUCAAAACGAGUUAACCAAACAUGCAGAAACUAUCAGAAUAAACCAACAGUUGAAGAAAGAAAACGAAGCCUUUGCAGUUAACGUCAAGCAGCUUGACAUGAAAAUGUCAGCUAUUAAUAAGUCUUUUAGUGACAGCAAAAUUAGUUGGGAAGCUCAAAAGAAUGAUUUGAAUGAACAAAUUGCUUUAUUGAAUGUUAAAGUAGAAGAGUACAUUGAUCAAAACAAAUUUUUGCAUAACCAAUUGGAAAAUACUACGAAGGAGAAAAUUGCUUUAAAUAGUGAUGAUAUAAUUGAUGAUGAUGGCGCUGGCGAAUUCCAGAAAAUUAUUGCCUUCCUCAGAAAGGAAAGGGAUUUGCUAUCUCUUGAAUUGGAAUCUAAAAAUCAAGAAAAUGAUAGAGUUAUCAUAGAGUUGAAUAAAUCCAAAGAUCAGUUGGAGGCAUUGAAAUUGGAAUUGAACAAUUUGACAGUAUCCAACAAUAAUGUGGACACUAUCAAAAAGGAAAACGCCGAAUUGUCUAAGAAGUUGAAUGAUUUAAACAUCUUGCGUGAGAGUAAUUCAGUUUUGAGAAAUGAAAUCUCUAUGAAGGAUAGUCAAAUCAGUGAAUUAGAAAACACCAAGAACUUAUUGACGGCUGAGAAGGUGCCAAUGAGUGAUGCUCUUGUUAGAUUGAAAAAUGAAGCUGCAAUGAAAGAUCAAGAAAUUCAAUCGCUAAGUAAAGAAUGUGCCGAAUGGAAAUUGAGAUUAGAUGGAAUUUUGAGCAAAUUUGAUAGGAUUGAUCCAAAUGAAUACGAAACUUUAAAAAAAGAAAAUGAAAACUUGAAAGGUGAAAUGGAAAAGGCAAACGACUCCAAGGUUUCAUUAAGAAAUAAAUUCAACACUGCUCUUAAAGCAAGAUAUCAGGAAAUUAAGGAUUUGAAGGCUUCUAAUGAGAAUUUGGAGAGUGAUUUGAAAAAUAAGGCCACCGAAUUUAGUAUGAAGGUUAACGAACUAAAUGCUAAGAUUGCUACCCUUGAAAAGCAAAAGAAAGAGUUGAUUGACCGUGCUACGAACAGUAAUAACAGAUCAACCAGUAAUAAUAAGGCAAUGAGAGAAUUGAGCCUUAAAGUAACUGAAAUGGGUAAAGAAUUGGAAUUGUCAAAGAGCACAAUCGGUGGCUUAAAUGUCAAGAUCACGGACUUGACUAAAGAGCUAGAAUUUUCAAAGGCCUCAGUUAAUAGCUUAAAUGCUGAAAAUAUUGAAUUUGACAAAGUUAUCAAUGAUUUGAGAAACGAAAAGUCUCGAAUGGAAAAAUACCACGCCGAAGUUUUGGCUAGAUUACAAGAGGAUAUAAAAGCUAAAGAGGCAAAAAUCGAGAGUUUGUUUACUAAAAUGAAAGAAGGAUCAGCUGGCGUUGACAUUCCAAUUUCCGUUGAUAAAAGUGAGGAAUUGAAGAGGAUGCAAGAUGCUUUUGAAAAAGAAAAGCAAGAGCUUACUGUCAAUUUAACUAAGAGUAAAAUUGAGGAGAUUGCAAAAUUAAGAGAAGAACUUGAUAGACUAAAGUCAUCUGAAACCAAAAUUGAUGGUGGAAGCCUUGAUAUCGAACAAGCGAAAAAGAUAUGGAUUCAAGAACAAGAACCGAUAAUCAUGCAACGAAUCGAAACAGCAAAAGAUGAGUUACGUGAUAGAAUUGAGCGUCCAACCAAGGAAGUUGUUGAAAAACAAGUUAACGCUAAGGUGGAGGAAUUCAAGCGGAAGCACUCUGAAGCUAAGCUUUUACUUGAGAAACAAAUGAGGGAAUCAUUUGACAAGAAAAUUAAGGAUUUGGAAAAGAAGCACAAUGACGAUGUGGCAACGAUUACUAAUGAGUAUCAAAAAAAAUUGAAAGAAGCAAACACAAAUAAAUCUCAGGCUACUCCGGAAGAAUUAAAGAAGAUGAAAGAAUUCUUCGAACAAAAAAAGAAGGAAGAAAUCAAUGAAAUAAACAACAAGCAUCAAAUUGAAUUGAGUAAAAAGUUUGAUUUGGGCCAAAAAUCUGCUGCUAUCAAGACGAGAAUGAUGGAAACUAAGCUUAAGAAGAUGGAAGAAACCCUUAAAAAGUAUACAAGUGGAGGUGAUCCCAACAAUAUUGAUGUUAGCCCACUAAAGGAGGUAAGGCCUAAAAAUCCAUCACCAAAUAAUAUUGAAUCUUUGACCAAGAAUACUAGUAGGCCUCCUAUCGAUUUGCCAUCUAUCCCAACUAAAUCCCCCUUGAAGCCCGCUGUUUCUAAAAUUAAUAUUGACAAUACUAAUGCUUCUAACAAUACCAUUCAGGCAUCAUUACCAAGUAUUGUAUCUAGUCAAUUAAAUGACAAGAAAAGGGCAGCCGAAGAAACUGUGGAAAUGUUCAAUGAAGAGAAGAAGCCAAAAACAGAGUGA
Messenger RNA from Saccharomycopsis crataegensis, 6012 nucleotides. Its product is annotated as Mlp1 protein. The record is from RefSeq and is a predicted model, not a curated record. Gene Ontology annotation, molecular function: structural constituent of nuclear pore. NCBI's taxonomy places the organism in Eukaryota, Fungi, Ascomycota, Saccharomycetes, Ascoideales, Saccharomycopsidaceae. Gene Ontology annotation, cellular component: nuclear pore. The coding region runs from base 1 to 6012 and encodes 2003 amino acids. Gene Ontology annotation, biological process: protein import into nucleus; mRNA export from nucleus. The transcript has a single exon.